AUUGAAUAUAAGUCAUGUUUCUGUUGUUCUGGAAGUUUCUUGGCGUCUGACGCGAUGACGCAGUGAAAACCUGAGGCACAUGAUUAUCGAAAGAUAAACCAGCAGCGUCCACAAUGUUAAACGCUAUCAGGACUGAUCUUCGCUUAUUACUUGAGUGUCUGAAGUACCAGAUGAAAUGUCCAGCAUCUCAGAAACAAGCUCUACUCACCAUUGUCUCAAUCUGCCAACAGAAUGCAAAUCAAAACGUGGAGUUCCUCAGAGAGAUUGGAGGUGUGAGGUUCAUCUAUGACCUGUCCAGAUCCAGCGAGUACUCUGAGGUUAAAGAGACAGCUUUAUUCACACUCAGCUCUCUGGCUGAACUCAACGAGAGCAGUAAGCAGAUCCUGUGCAGCGAGGACAUGUUCUGUGGCUUGGCAGACUGCAUGGAACAGGAAGUGUCUCUCACGAUGAAGAGAGUGGCCGUGUACAUGAUUUCUGUAUUAGUUUCCAACAACAAAAUAGGACAGAGCCUGGCUAAGACCUCCAGGUGUAUCGAUAUCCUGCUCAACUUAUUCAGGAGUACGUAUCCAGCGGCUGAAGGAAGUUAUGAGCUGCUGCAGCUGUGGACGUCAGUGUCCAGUGCUCUCUGUGGCUGUGUCAACAAUCCUCAAAAUGAGGAGAACCAGUGUGUCUGCAUGCGUGUGUUGCCUCUAGUCAAAGUGUGGCUCCAGCAGGUAUCCGUGUUAAGGGCGGAGCUGGUUCAACCCGUCUGCUCCUUCAUUAGCAUGACUGUGGCUAAUAACCCAUGUGUGCAGGAGUAUUUUGCAUCAAUUGGAGGACUGUUUAUAAUCUCCGACACUUUGUCUAGUGUGGUUACUCAGUGCAGAGAGAAUCCUUCAGGAUGUAAGCUCGCUGCCAUGAUCACCAGUACACUGGCUGCCUGCAUCAGUGACAACGAGGCUUUAACGCCCAAUCUGUCUGAGCUCACAUUGGUUCCAGACCUGCUGCUGUUGCUGUCCAAUCCAAACCUCACUCCACGAGAUCAGCUGGCCGUGGUGCUGACGCUCGGGCACUGCACUGAUGCAUGUGUGAAGCAUCAGUCGCAGUUGGUGCAGGGUGGAGGACUGCCUCUGAUGAUCUCUCUCCUGACUGAAGCCAAAGAUGAGGAAGUCCGAAAAGCAGCUACCUUUGUACUGCAGACAUGUAAACAGCUCACUGGAUCUGUAGUGGGUCAGAGUGUGGAGUCUGAUCUACAGAGGCAUCGUCAGUCAGCCUGGGAAAUCCAGCAGAGAAUUCGGCAGCUAGAAAAACGACAGCUGGAGGACUGGGGAGGGUUUGUAGAAAAUUCUCCAGCUCGGCCCACUGAGAGCAGAAAGGAAUUGUGGGAAGACUCGCUAAUGCAAAAGGCCAGAGGUCGAAAAAGAGUCUAUGAGAAGGAAUCUGGGAGAGAGGAUAUUCCACAUAAAUUCACACCACCAGUACAAUCUGCAGCUCAGCCAGUCACAGUGCAGGGAAUGAGAAGUCCUGCGCCAGUGCUCCAUGUUCGGAAACAGAUUUUUAAAGGCUUUGAUAAGUCUAUGAAUCCUUUCCAAAAAGGAAAUUCGGAGGAGCUGCAGCUGGCUGAGAAUGUGAGAGGGAGGAGUAUAGCAGAACAGAGUGGACUUCCACUGAGAUUUGAGAGUGAGAUGAAAAACAGAGGGAUGGAAAAAAUCGCGAGAGGUGAAACAGAUGACAGAAACGUCAGAGGAGACAUGACAGCAGAUGACCAGGGAAAUGAAAACCAUGACAGUGCAACACCUAUCAAUCCACCCACAGGGACUGGAGAUGCACAUAGCUCAGAUAUUUUUAAACAUCCUGCUCCCAUGAAGAGACAUCAGAAGACCCCAUUUGACUAUGAGGAUGAUCUGUCUGUGUGCUCUGAGCUCUUGGAUAGUGAGAUUGAGAGGAUUCUCUUCACUCCAGCUGCCUCUAAGCCCAACAGGCUGCGUUGUGCAGGGUGUGUGAGUGGGGUGGAUGAGGUGAACAGCAGGACAGUGGGCGUGGUUCUGCGCAGCUGCAGAAAUCAGUGCGAGUUCCACCUGGUGCUGCAGAAAGCUGAGGAUCGUCUGAAGAGGAUCGUGCGUAUCAGCGGGGUCUCAGACACAGACGGUCUUGGUCAAACACCUGACCGUCGAGUCAGAGAUGUGUGUUCUUCAGAAACCGUCUUUAAACACACAACAGAAGAAAGAGAUCAUCACACAAACAGAUCGACCUGCAGAGACUCUGUGAGGUGGAUAAAUCUCACUCCACUGAAGACUUCAGGUGAAACACAGGGCUCAGACGUGGAGAACAGACCUGUGUCUAAUCUCCAAAUACCAGGGGCCAGUGAUGGAAGGCAGAGAUCCUUAGGCAAACAAAGAGGCAGGAGAGACUAUAGUGGAGAUGAGCUGAAGUACCUCAGAGAGGGGGUAAAACGUUUUGGUCACUCCUGGAACACUAUAUUGUGGGCGUAUCCCUUUCAGCAGGGACGCACCAAUGUGGACCUGGCCAAGAAAUACAGAAAGUUCCAGCAGGGCUCGGCGCUGGCCCCAGACCUCCUAACACAGGAAUGUGCUGAACAAAGAGUUGAUUAAAGAGAGCGUGGUCUGUAGACACUGCGCUGUUAAUGUGUAAACAGCAGAUCAGCGUUUAAUACAGAAAGCUGUGGUGGUUCCUUUAUAAAGUGUUUAUUUAGGAUUAGUGCUGACUAAAACACUGGAAAUUUCUGAUUAUAGUGGAGGAAAGAUGUAUCCAGUGAAUGAAAUAUAUAAAUAUGGAGUAAGACACCGUGUAGCUGGACCGUUCCUGUGAUCCAAACAGAACAAAGCUGUUAGCCAGAGAGAGACAGCGAGAGGUUCAUACAUCAUACAUCGAUGAAAGAAUUAAAGUACCAAACUGUUCGGGUGCUGCAUGUUUCCCAGCAUGCUUUGUGCUUUUCUUUCUGUUCUAGUUCUAUAUCUGACACUCGUCACUGGAUAAACAUAUUGUCUUUCCCUCUGUGUAAAACUAAGAGAACUCACACUAUAUGACAAUAGGUAUGUGGAAAGUGUGUGUGAAUAAACACAAAUCCACACACACACGCCCCAACAUCUAAGCGCAUUAUAACAGCAAACACAGGGGAAUUAGAAUGAGAUGUACACAUGGGUAAAAAGCACACAUGGGUGUUAUGUGCAGGGGUGCACAUACAUUUGGACAUAUAGUGUAGGUGUGUGUUGUAAAGCUGAAACAAGACUCCUGAUGUGUACUACGUGUAAAUCUCUUUACAUUCUGUCUGAAUCUGUUUUAAUUUUUUC
This is a messenger RNA of Clarias gariepinus (North African catfish), 3290 nucleotides long. It is a transcript of the gene terb1, whose product is annotated as telomere repeat binding bouquet formation protein 1. Bases 114 to 2591 code for a protein of 825 amino acids. Gene Ontology annotation, biological process: meiotic attachment of telomere to nuclear envelope; homologous chromosome pairing at meiosis. The transcript has 21 exons. The record is from RefSeq and is a predicted model, not a curated record. NCBI's taxonomy places the organism in Eukaryota, Metazoa, Chordata, Actinopteri, Siluriformes, Clariidae.